Abrus precatorius (Indian licorice) is the source of this 753-nucleotide messenger RNA. Its product is annotated as general transcription factor IIF subunit 2. The record is from RefSeq and is a predicted model, not a curated record. Lineage: Eukaryota; Viridiplantae; Streptophyta; Magnoliopsida; Fabales; Fabaceae. Gene Ontology annotation, cellular component: transcription factor TFIIF complex. Gene Ontology annotation, biological process: transcription by RNA polymerase II; transcription initiation at RNA polymerase II promoter. The transcript is spliced from 6 exons. The coding region runs from base 1 to 753 and encodes 250 amino acids.
AUGAGCAAUCACAGCAACAACAAUGUUUACGUGGACACGUCCAAGGCUGAGAGAGCGGUGUGGCUCAUGAAGUGCCCUCCCCUCGUUUCUCGCUCACUCCGCGCCACUCCCUCUGACCCCUCUCGCCCCGUCGCCAAGGUCGUCGUUUCCAUCGACCCUCUCAACUCAAACGACGACGAUUCUCCCCCUCAGUUUACUAUGGAGUUGGCUGAAGCUGGACAUAUACCCAGAUGUUAUGUUAUGGACAUGUCUAAAGACUUGAUUCCAAUGUCUGUGUUUUCAGACACACCACAAGGAAAGAUCUCUGUGGAAGGAAAGAUAUUGAACAAAUUUGACAUGAGGCCCCAUAAUCAAAAUCUUGAACUCUAUGGGAAACUCUGUCGUGAAAGGACAAACAAAUAUAUGGUCAAAAACAGACAGAUACAGGUUAUUAACAAUGAUAGUGGCAUUCAUAUGAGGCCAAUGCCAGGGAUGUACAGUUUUUUGACAUCUGCACCCACUGAAAAGAAGAAAGCUCCAGCCAAAGGAACAGAGAUGAAGAGAACAAGAAGAGACCGUGGAGAGAUGGAAGAGAUUGUGUUUAAGCUAUUUGAAAGGCAGGCAAAUUGGAGUUUAAGAAACCUCAUACAAGAAACCGACCAACCUGAACAAUUUCUGAAAGAUAUACUAAAAGACCUUUGUGUCUACAACAACAAAGGAACUAAUCAAGGCACGUAUGAACUAAAGCCUGAAUACAGAAAAUCUGGCGAUUAA